UCGGCACGGCCCACAAGCCCACGUAGUGCCGAAAGCUGAGCACGGCGACGGCGUCAGGCCACCUUUGAAAUACUCCGGUUUGGCGCCCAACGUAACCGUCUCAUCCAACAGCUCCCGCUUCUUGGCUUCCCAUCUUCUCUUCGUCGCCGGAGCCCCAAGAAACCAAGAAUCCACCAUCCCCACGUCUCCACCGCGCGCCUCUGCUCUCCAGCGUCACCGACUCACCGGCGACCGAUGGAGCUGUUCCAGGACGGCCAGCACGUGCGGCUGCGGAGCCGCGGGCGCGGGACGUACCUGCACGCCGACGACGACGGGCUUGGCGUCUCCCUCCGCCGGCUCCACGCGUCGAUGAACGUGGCUUGGGCGGUGCACUUGUACCAGGGCCACUACCUGCUCCUCCAGAGCGCCGCCUACGGUGGCUACCUCGCCGCCACGGCCGCGCCGGCGCGGCGCGGCCACCGCGGGCGCCGCGUCGAGCAGCGCAACUACUAUCACUCGGAGGUGGAUCUAAUGCUUUGGCAGGCCGUCCAGAUGGAGAACCUCUUCCUCAAUAGCAUCAACGGCGGAAACCUCCGCGCCAACCGGAGGUACCGCCCCUGGAACAACGGCGUCAGCGUCGACCACAUCGACGACAUCAACAACAUCAGCACCAUGAUGCACUGGGUCGUGGAGGUCAUCCCCGCCAGGGAGAUCAUACCUCGCCUUCCACGUCCGUCUCCGCUUCCCGACCUCUUAUUGCGGCCGCGGCUGAUCUUGUACGUGUGGCCGAACAUCCACGGGGGCCUCAUCACCCACGGCACGUUCGUGUUCGGUGGGAGGUCCGUGUUCCGCCUGAGGAGCGAGCUGGCUAGGCGGCUGGGCGACCUCGCAAUCAUGGACCUGGAGGUCGCCGACCUCGUCAUGUGCUUGCCCACGUAUGAUGGCCGGCUUAUUCCACUGGUCGUGGAUCUGCCCCGCAGCGGCGAGACCCUCCACAUCGUGGUCGUCAUCGUCGGGUCACCUGCCUACAUGGCGCUGCAGUACGCGGAUGUCGAUGCAUAGCAGAGAGAUACCAGAGCCAGGACACCUAGAAGUCUCCUUCAUGUCCACCUCGUCGGAAUGUGUCGCCGCCACGGCAUUAUAACUCAGUUCCUUUCGUUGAAAUAUGGGCUCAGGAAAACCCAGCUUGGUUCGCUGAAAUAUGGGUUCAGGAAACUUGUAUGCGUUGGCAUCACCAUUCUGUGUUGGGAUUUUGCCCACAGGAUCGAUUACAUCAAAUUAUAGAUGAACACAAGC
Molecule: messenger RNA, 1275 nt
Organism: Triticum aestivum (bread wheat)
Lineage: Eukaryota; Viridiplantae; Streptophyta; Magnoliopsida; Poales; Poaceae
Exons: 3
Coding region: 235-1041 (268 amino acids)
Source: RefSeq, a predicted model, not a curated record